Messenger RNA from Hydatigera taeniaeformis, 771 nucleotides. The record is from the annotation of a GenBank genome assembly. Lineage: Eukaryota; Metazoa; Platyhelminthes; Cestoda; Cyclophyllidea; Taeniidae.
AUGCUAAUUUGUUUCAAGUCUGGGCUCCGGGUUGCCAGCUAUCUAUUGGAACACCGCAUCGUCCGCCUAAUCUCCGUCUUCGAUGGUCCCGUUCCUGUUCUCCGAGAGGAUUUGGGUCCCAUCUCAAAAAAAUUUCCCACAGUCUCAACCAUAAUUAGUAGGACUAUGCCUGUGGAAAACGUUAUCAUUCUUCGCAAGUGGCAGGAAAAAAUGCGAAAGCAAAUGGGCGAGCAAAAGUUUAACGAAUAUGUUGCCUAUAUAAAGGGCGUCGGUAAAGACGUGCACCAAGCGAUAUGUGAUAUUCUUCAUAAUGAGAAACGAGUUGGGGAGUUCGCGGAACCGAUUGAUGGCUACAUAAACAGUUUAGAGACUAUCUUCGCCCAUGUGAAAGCAACUCAGCUAGUGGAGCAGGAAUGCUGUCACCCAAUCCUGCGUUACAGGGGUCGAUUUGACAGUAUAAACAGCUUUAAGACGGAGAGCAAUGGCUUGGUGCUGACAGAGUGGAAGACAGUGCACGAGAGUAAGCGUGUGACGUGUCUGGAAAAGGCCUACGACGCGCCUCUGCAGGUUGCUGCCUACGCCGCCGCCUACAAUAUUACGCGCUUGCCUGAAAUGCCUCAGGUUCGCCAAGGUUUGAUAGCGUACGCCUACGCGGAUGGUUAUCCCGCAGAUGUGUUGGUUCUCGAUGAAGAGGCUUUGGAACACUACUUUCAGGCAUGGUGCAGUCGAGUAGAGACCUAUCAUCAGACAGUCUGUUCAGUAGAUCAGUGA